CCUCAAAGUUCUUCAUCUUCAUUUCUCUCCCGUGAGGGCAGCCCCAUCUUUCCCCCACUUCCCCCGUUUCAGCUCAGACCACCGCAGCUACAGAUCCCUUUGACGAGCCUCCAUUUCCGUUGAUCCAGGCUGCCGUCGCCGGGAUCGCUGCCUUCGCCACCGGGGUUAUCACGUUUGGGGUCUUCCGCUCCAUCUUCUUCUUCUCUAGCACGUGCAAGGGAGGGGCAGUGCCUCUAUUCUUCCUCUUUCGCGCAAGGGAGCAUCCAAGCCAGGUCCAUCGCCGCCGUGCCACGCACUGCCACCACCGCGCAUCGCCGCUGCUGUCCGCUCUAACUCCGGCCAAAGCCACCGUUUGUCACCGCGCGUACGGUUGGAAACGCAGCGUGGUAUGAAAGAGUCUCACUUGGAGCAUCUCCAUUAGUAAACCAAUCUUUAAAGCUAAAAUAUGGUUCGGCGGUAGGUAUCAGAUGCAACUUUCAUCUGUAGGCCAUGAACGGUGGUUCGGCGUCUAGUAACUUAAGGGCAGCUUUCUCCCAUUGCGUACAGCAAGUGCGAAGUUAUGAUUAUCAUCACUAUCUUUGCCUUCUGGAGCUGCCUCCAUCCAUGCGGAAGGCUGCAUUUGCUCUCCGUGCCUUGAAUGUUGAAACAGCUAGAGCUAUGGAUAUUGCUUCAGAUCCCAGGAUUGGCCUUAUGCGUCUUGUCUGGUGGCAGGAAGCCAUAGACAAAAUGUUCGCCAAUAAAUUGAUUGAACACCCAACAGCACAGGCCCUGUCAUCUGUGAUAGCUGAGACCAAACUUAGCAAGAUAUGGUUGAAACGAUCCGUUGAGGCUCGGAUCAAUGAUGCAAAAAGAGAGGUUACUGACAUGCCAGAAAGUAUUGGAGAGUUGGAGAAAUACGCAGAGGACACUGUAUCAACUAUGCUGUACCUGACACUUCAAGCAGGUGGUAUAACGUCUGCUGCAGCUGAUCAUGCAGCCUCACAUAUCGGCAAGGCCAGUGGCAUUCUCUUGCUCCUCAAAUCACUGCCAUACCACGCAUCUCACAACCGACAUUUUUCUUAUAUCCCAACUGCAAUAGCAUCCAAGCAUGGGCUAAUAGUUAAGCAAGGAGAUGGGGAAGAGAGGUGGGUGGAUUCUCGCGAGGGCCUUUGUGAUGCUGUUUAUGACAUGGCAUCAGUAGCCAAUGCACACUUAGAAAAGGCUCGGAAGUUAGCUGCAAGUGUGCCUGCUGAUGCUCUUCCAGUGCUCCUUCCAGCAGUGCCUUCUCAGGUUCUUUUGGAUUCCUUAAGAAAGGUCCAAUUUGAUGUGUUUGAUCCAAGACUAACAGGAGGGGUGCUGGGAAUACCACCUUUGUGGUACCAUCUCAAACUCAAGUGGACUUCAUGGAGAAGGAAAUACUAACAUGACUAAGCUUUAGUGAAUACAUAAUAAAAAUUUGUUGAGUGUAUGUUUAUGCCUUUUCAUUCUGCACAUAAUAAAAAUUUGUGUACUCGUCCCUUCCUUACGGAAAGGUUAAUACGUUUUGUUUACAAUUAGUUUUAGAAUGUAAUUUGAGUUGCACAA
Molecule: messenger RNA, 1563 nt
Organism: Vigna angularis (adzuki bean)
Lineage: Eukaryota; Viridiplantae; Streptophyta; Magnoliopsida; Fabales; Fabaceae
Exons: 2
Coding region: 490-1401 (303 amino acids)
Biological process (GO): mitochondrial respiratory chain complex I assembly; biosynthetic process
Cellular component (GO): mitochondrion
Source: RefSeq, a predicted model, not a curated record